AUAAAAGAAAGAUAGAUAGCAAAGAAGGUCGAGGUUGUGCACAGUGGAAAUGGAGGCCAUACUAGCGUCCCGGCACUUCUCCACUACUACCCCUUCUUUCUCUCACAACCGAACCUUGUGGUCUUGUUCUGCCAAAUCAAUCAAGCUUUCCUCUCCUUGGAUUGCUUCAACCACACCCACUGCUUCCUUCUCUUACAGAAAUUUGUUCACUAAAGAGAUAUGGGGUUGGUUGAACUCCAAGAGCGUUGGUGUGAGUGUGAAAAGGGAGAUGCGCGGUGUUGUGAGAGCUGAAAUGUUCGGGCAAUUAACAAGUGGCCUUGAGGCUGCAUGGAACAAGCUCAAAGGAGAAGAGGUUUUGACCAAAGAGAAUAUUGUGGAGCCUAUGAGAGAUAUUAGGAGAGCUCUUUUAGAAGCUGAUGUUAGUCUUCCUGUUGUUAGAAGGUUUGUGCAAGAUGUCAGUGAUCAGGCUGUGGGUGUUGGCCUCAUUCGAGGAGUGAGACCAGAUCAGCAAUUGGUUAAGAUUGUACAUGAUGAACUUGUAAAAUUGAUGGGUGGAGAGGUCUCUGAAAUGGUUUUUUCCAAAUCUGGACCCACUGUCAUUUUAUUGGCUGGACUCCAGGGAGUUGGGAAGACAACCGUUUGCGCCAAGUUGGCCAAUUAUCUCAAGAAACAGGGAAAGAGUUGCAUGCUAGUCGCUGGGGAUAUUUACAGACCUGCUGCUAUUGACCAGCUUGCUAUUUUGGGCAAACAGGUGGAUGUGCCUGUCUAUACAGCAGGUACCGAUGUUAAACCUUCAGAAAUUGCUAAACAAGGUUUAGAAGAGGCAAAAAAGAAGAAAAUUGAUGUAGUUAUUGUUGACACUGCUGGUAGGCUGCAGAUAGACAAAGCUAUGAUGGAUGAGUUGAAAGAAGUGAAGCAGGCAUUGAAUCCAACAGAAGUUUUGCUAGUUGUCGAUGCAAUGACAGGGCAAGAAGCAGCAGCCUUGGUGACUACUUUCAAUCUUGAGAUUGGAAUAACAGGUGCCAUCUUGACGAAGCUAGAUGGUGAUUCAAGAGGUGGAGCAGCUUUGAGUGUCAAAGAGGUAUCUGGAAAGCCAAUCAAACUGGUAGGACGAGGGGAACGCAUGGAGGAUCUUGAACCUUUCUACCCUGAUCGAAUGGCAGGACGCAUACUAGGAAUGGGAGAUGUUCUUUCAUUUGUGGAGAAGGCACAAGAAGUUAUGCGUCAAGAAGAUGCUGAAGAACUGCAAAAGAAGAUCAUGAGUGCAAAGUUUGACUUCAACGAUUUUCUAAAGCAAACUCGUGCUGUUGCACAAAUGGGUUCUGUGUCUCGUGUCAUUGGAAUGAUUCCUGGUAUGGCGAAGGUUACUCCUGCUCAAAUUCGAGAAGCAGAGAAGAAUUUGAAGAUAAUGGAAGCAAUGAUAGAAGCAAUGACCCCUGAGGAGAGGGAAAAUCCUGAACUAUUGGCAGAAUCCCCUUUCAGGAGGAAAAGAGUUGCUCAAGAUUCAGGGAAAACAGAACAGCAGGUAAGCCAAGUUGUAGCUCAACUAUUCCAAAUGCGUGUUCGAAUGAAGAACCUGAUGGGUGUAAUGGAAGGUGGAUCACUUCCAACUCUUAGUAAUCUUGAGGAAGCGCUUAAAACAGAGGAAAAGGCUCCACCUGGUACUGCAAGGAGGAGGAGGAGAUCUGAAGCAAAGAGACUAUUUGCGGACUCAGCACCAGCAAGGCCAGCUCCUCGUGGUUUUGGGAGCAAAAAUUGAAAAUAUCUAAAGGUGACACUCAACAAUAUAAUGUAAAGUUUGGAUGAACGAGUCACUAAUGAUCAACUUGUUUGAUUUAGCUUUCUUCAGCUAAAAUAAUUAUUUUCCAUCAGUAGAUCAAUUCAUAGAGCAAUGAUCCUUGUCCAAUAUAAUUUGGAGUUUGAUGUAAUUUAGACAGAAAUGAGUUAUACUAUGCAGGAUAUGCAAAUCUAAGAAACAUGAGUGUCCUUGUACAAUCUCAACUUUGUAUCUUGGCGAGGAAGUGGAAUGUUAUUCAGAGACCGUCCAAUAUUUUUCGUGUGUUUUUCUAAC
Gastrolobium bilobum is the source of this 2071-nucleotide messenger RNA. Its product is annotated as signal recognition particle subunit SRP54, chloroplastic. The record is from RefSeq and is a predicted model, not a curated record. Bases 50 to 1759 code for a protein of 569 amino acids. NCBI's taxonomy places the organism in Eukaryota, Viridiplantae, Streptophyta, Magnoliopsida, Fabales, Fabaceae. Gene Ontology annotation, molecular function: ATP hydrolysis activity; GTP binding; 7S RNA binding. Gene Ontology annotation, biological process: SRP-dependent cotranslational protein targeting to membrane. Gene Ontology annotation, cellular component: signal recognition particle. The transcript is spliced from 14 exons.